AUGCUUCGCCUUUUCCUACUCGGCCUGCUGGCCACAGCUGACGCCUUGUUGCUCCCCAGUCCUGAAGGGCCUUAUCAAGUUGGCUUGAAGAUUCAUGCCAUGACCGAUCACUCCCGAGUUGACCCAUACUCUCCAGCGGACAACCGCCAUCCUCGAAGACUCCUGACAUCCAUCUUCUGGCCUGUCGCAAAGUCCUGCUCUCACAAGGAGGUCGCCUACCUUCCUCCAGCCACUGCAGCGUGGUACGGCACCCAGGUUAGCGGCUUGGGUCUUCCGAAUAACACAUUUUCGGAUAUGAAGCUUGACGUCUGCGAUGUGGCCAAGCCAGUCAAGAAGUGCCGCAAUGGCACACAUCAGCGUUUCCCUCUCGCCAUCUUCUCCUCAGGCGCGGGGAACUCUCGGCUUAUGUACAGCUUGAUGGCCAUGUCGCUCGCUAGCGAGGGUUACGUCGUGGUGACUGUUGACCACCCGUAUGAUGCUGAUCUUGUGGAGUUCCCGGAUGGAAUGAUUAUCAAGUCGGCCAAUAUUUCAGAGGAUACUGAAUCGCUCAAGAAACUGACCCAGGUCCGAGCUGCCGAUCUGUCUUACGUUGUCUCCGACCUCAAGCGUACCUCAUCACUCCCCGCUGGUGUCCGUGAGAGUAUUGAUUUCUCCAAGCUUGUCGCAUAUGGCCACUCUCUGGGAGGUGCCAGCGCUGCCUCGGUGAUCAAGGCAGAUAGCCAAUUUCUUGGAGGUGUUGACUUGGACGGAAGACUUGUCGAUCCUGUUCUUUCCGAGGGAAUUGAGGAACCUUUUCUUCUACUAGGCCGACCCAAUCACCGUCAGGAAGACGAUACAUGGGUUCAGUUCUGGAAGAGCCUGCGGGGUCCUAAGGCAGAGCUUGCGCUGAAUGGGACUUUGCACGGGUCGUAUACGGACAUGCCCCGUUUGUUCGACGCCUUGAACCUGCCUGCGGAAGCCAAGGCCCAAGCGGCAUCUCUAAUUGGGGCGAUCGAUGGCGAGCGGCUGGGCAAGAUCUUGACGAGCACCUUGUCGUCCUUCUUUUCUCUUGUCCUGGGAGGUUCAUCUGAGGAAUUCAGCAAUAUGAUCAAAACCUUUGCUGAGGUCUCGGUGAUUAAUGAAGAGCUGUAA
This is a messenger RNA of Clonostachys rhizophaga, 1131 nucleotides long. Lineage: Eukaryota; Fungi; Ascomycota; Sordariomycetes; Hypocreales; Bionectriaceae. The record is from the annotation of a GenBank genome assembly.